Dermacentor andersoni is the source of this 3023-nucleotide messenger RNA. RefSeq lists its product as uncharacterized. The record is from RefSeq and is a predicted model, not a curated record. Lineage: Eukaryota; Metazoa; Arthropoda; Arachnida; Ixodida; Ixodidae.
CUUCUGAGGGGAGUCAUGGAUAAUUACAGCUGUCAAGAGGCUAAUGUGGUGACACCCAGGGAGCUCCAGAGGGCAUUGUGCAUGUUCGACGCAGUAAGGUGAAAGUGAGUUUGUCGCUUCUCGCGUUGCCUUUCUUCUCCGACUCGCCCCUGUCAUAUAUACACACCCUCUGAGCAAGCCCCUGACGCGGUGUACCAGACAGCAGCAGCCACAGCACCAGCAGCAGUGGGAAAGUCGAAGGAAGAGGCGAAGAAAACUUUGCUUUUAAAUGGGCGGGUUGGUUUGAGCAUUUUGACAUACUUAGAAUUGGAAAAAAAAAAUAACAACAACAUGAAGAUGGCAGGACGUGCACUGAACACAGGCAGUUACAGGUUGUACUGGCUAAGAACAAUGCUGCGAGUGACGUCGAAAAAAGUUUUCACUGCAUGUUGUUAGUAAAGAGUGAAAAAAAUCAAGGUUCUUACUUUCACUGCAGCCUUAAAAUUCUCUUCCAAAUUCAGCAGAGGCCAGUCCUAGGAGAUCAGUGUACAAAAUAAUAUACUACUUGCAAUCUGUAACAGGAGAGUUGCGCUUGUGCUACUUGCAUAGUAGGGCGAUUUUCUUUACCUACACUAGCUACACAGGUGUAGCUAGUGUAGGAAGUCGCCAUUCUUUUUACUUGGUGUAGAGACAUGUAGCCCUACCCACCUACACAAAGCCAUUUUUAUAGCUGUAAGUGUAGCCUGAAAACUACACUUUCUACUCUGCAGUUUCGAUCAGUGUUGGCAGCAGACGACAGACAGACAGACUGGCAUUGCAAACGCUUGGCGCCAUUUUUGUCUAAUACUGUCGGCACUGAUAUAACCACGAUAGUGAAUAUUCGCUACAAAGACAGUAGCGAAGUGCUGGUGUCACAGAGGAAGGUGUGCUAAUUUUCCAAGAAGAUAAAAUUGUUAUGCAUGGUGCGGGCUGUUUCAGACUCCAUGCUGUAUUAUAUGCAUUGAGAAGCUGUCUUCGUGCACUGUGCAUUUGCAAUGUAUUUAGCUGUGGUUUGUCUAAAUUUGUUGAUGAAAGGAAAAUUGUUCAUUUGCGUUUAGUUUUAGGCAAGGACAUAUACACAGCCAGUAAGUGCCAAGUCAGGCGAAGUGCGGAGUCAGGUGCUUUUCGUCUGCUGAUGCAGAAGACGAUGCGCUGUCUGCUCUGAUUGGCUACAGCCCAGUGAAUGCAGCACACAAUGUCAUAAGCCUUGUUUACAUGAAUGCGACAGUAAUGUAUUGUAUAAUUUUUCUAGCGUAUCGCACUUCAUGUAAACGCAGUAAUUCGCUAGGAAGGCGUAUCGUAUGCAAUGCGACAAAUGAGGUGGAUUGAGAUUAAAGAUGCGCAUUUAGAUGUAACAUGUAAACAGAAUGGCAUCGAAUUUGCUGCGGGACUGCCAUUGUGCAGCUGCGGUACUGCAUGAACAGAAAGUAACCAAAACAAAAAUGGCGUCUGCAACUGCUGGUCGCGCGGGAGUUUCCCGCGAAGAAACUUCUCGUGUUUCUUUCACCCGCGAGGAAACGACCGCCUUUCUUGCCUUAAUUAGUGAAAUGAACAUCAGUGAGCUGUUAGACUCCAGGCGUCAGCGUAACCAAGCGCAUUUCCAAAUAAUUGAAGCGGAGAUGGCCGAGCUUGGGUACUGCUGGUCGUGGCAGCAACUCAGGACGCAUUGGAAGAAUUUGAAAGCACGGUACAACAAGGAGCUGCACGAGCAAAACAAAAGCGGGGCGUCGCGAUCUGCUUGGCAGUGGUUCACGGAAAUGCAAGCGCUGCUGUCUCACCGGCCAAUGAGUGAGGCACUUUCCAACGGAGUUGACAGCGUGAACAACGAGGAGUGCGGAGAGAGCAUAACAGGGAGCAAGCCUGCUGAUGACAUGAGCGAGUCCCUCGAUGAUUCACCUAACCCAUGCCUAGUGUCGCUGCAAAGGAGGCGGAGCAAGAGCAAGUAUGCUGAACUGGUAGAAGUCCUGGCUGACCAUCAAAAAAAAAAAAUGCAGAGCUGCUCCAAGAACACUCAACGAUGAUGUUCAACCACCAGCGGCAGUUACUACAAGAAGAACAAGACAACAAUCGCGAAAUGAUGACUGGGAUAAGUAACUCGUUCCUCCAAGGCACACAAACAAUUCUGUCACAGCUGUGGAGUAACCAAACACAGACUGUGUUUACCAUCCCCGCUCAAGGAGCUUUCCACGUAGCGCCUGGGCAAGUAAACUUUAGUGGUGUCCGCAGGGCUCACCCGUCAACCUGAGCACACUAAGAAAAAAAUACCCGUAGAGAUUUCAAAGUGGUUUCUUGUCAUUUACAUGAUCCACGUUAGUGUGACCAGAAAACCUUUAUAGUGAAAAAGCAUAGACAGCUUUUCGUUCAUUUUGUAUUCAGUGAGUGUUGCGGCAGAAAAUGUCAUCAUAUUUGAUUUUUCUACCCACUGUUAAUGUGCCUUCCCACUUUUAACGUGAUCUAGCUUGAAGCAGGGGACCUGGUGAUCUCUCCAUCUCAUUUUAUAGUCUAACAGGUGUCCUGCAACAGCUCAGAUGUCUGUUUCCCCGAAAUGCUGUACAAAGAAAGUGCAGAAAGUUUUGUGUUGCUUGCUAAUCUGGAACACCGUACGAGUCAUACACAGACUUCAGCUUUGCCCUGCACCCCCCCUCCAAAAAGAAAUAAAAAAAUAAAGAGCAGGUUUUGUCUUUUAACUCUCUACAAAGUUGCGUGCAAUGGUUGUGACCUUGCCUUGUGUUAUGCUGGGAAGACAUGGACACCUUUUAGUAUUUUACUUGACAUUCCCUUUACAAAUGUGGUACCUCAAGUUGUGUACAAGUAUCUGCACAUCACCUUUGUUUCAGGUUUACGUUUGCAGCUAGCAAAUGUGUGCACAUGCUGCCUAUGACGGUACAUGUCACAGAUAUUCUUUCAAGAGCACACAGCUGCCUCGCAGUUUAUUGUUCGUAGAAUUGGGUAACAAUAAGUUGUGCUCCUAAUGUUCAAUAAAAAUUUUUAUUUUGCAACCCUAA